AUGAGUCACAGAUUGGAGAAGUUCCCGAAAAUCCAAGAGUUCCCGCAUUUCCACUACAACUGCGUUCGUCUCGUGAGUCCAUUGUCUCCAUUGUCGCCAUUGUCUCCAUUCCUCCCCUUCUCUCUCCCCAUUCAGAGCGCGCUCUCCAUUCACCCCAUUGUUGGCGACCAAAGCGACCAAAGCGUCGUCUGUCGUGUCGUCAGUCGUCACAACUCGUGGACAAUCCGCCGAUCGCUGCAACAGUUCCGCUCGUUGGACGCGCUUCUGCACGCAUGCGUCGUGUCGCGCGACUUCUCGCUGCUGUCGGCGCCUCUCGCGCGCCCCGACGUCGCGCACUAUUGCCGCCGUCUGAACGACAUUCUCGUGACUUCCGGUUUGAGUUGUGUUUCGGUUUUGAAUUGGUUUGAAAGCGACGAAAGCGGAAAUCACAUUCACUGCGAGGAGUCGGAACUCAACUGUCGUUCUGUUGGCGCCGCGUUUGUCGUCAAACACGUGGAGACGUCACGUGACCUCGAGUUCCAAGUGCUCGAGUGUCUGGAGAUCGGCGAC
Molecule: messenger RNA, 549 nt
Organism: Medioppia subpectinata
Lineage: Eukaryota; Metazoa; Arthropoda; Arachnida; Sarcoptiformes; Oppiidae
Source: the annotation of a GenBank genome assembly